CAAAAAAAACAAAAAAUGGAGUUGGACGAUAGCAUGCAGCAUGUGCGUGCGUGUGGUUGGAAGCGAAAUCUGCUCUGCUUUUGGCGCGUGAUGGAAAGUUGGAGCUAACCACCUAACCAAAACCAAGCCAUGGAUUCUUCUCAUCUCUCAUCUACUAUAAGUAAACCAUCCAUGAACUCCAUCGAUUCUCGUCGCAACUAAUCCGAUCACCAAGUGAUAGCAUACCUCCGGAGGAGGAGGAAGAAGAAGAAUCAAACUGCGAUGGCGCGGGUGGAGGCGCUGAGCAUGAGCGGCGCGACGACGAUCCCGGCGGAGUACGUGCGGCCGCAGGAGGAGCGCCAGGGCCUGGGCGACGCCUACGCCGAGGCGGCGGCCUGCUGGUCCGCGGCGGGCUCCCCUCGAAUCCCCAUCGUCGACGUGGCCGCCUUCGACGCCGCGGACCCGGCCUCCCCAGCGAGCCUUGCCGUCGUUGACGCCGUGCGCGCCGCCGCGGAGGACUGGGGCGUCAUGCACCUGGCCGGUCACGGCAUCCCGGAGGAUCUCAUCGAUGCACUGCGCGGCGCCGGCACGGGGUUCUUCCGCAUGCCGAUCGAGGACAAGGAGGCCUACGCCAACGACCCGGCGGCGGGGAGGUUGGAGGGGUACGGCAGCCGGCUCGCCGGAUCCGCCGGCGAGGACGGGAAGAGGGAGUGGGAGGACUACCUGUUGCACAUGCUCCACCCCGACACCCGCGCCGACCACGCGCUCUGGCCGGCAUACCCGCCCGAGUACGUGCCCGUCACCAAGAGCUUCGGGGAGCACGUGAGCGCGCUCUCGUCCCGGCUCCUCGCCAUCCUCUCCCUCGGGCUCGGCGUCCAGGCCGGCACCCUCGAGCGCCGCCUCCGCCUCACCUCCGGCGAGGCCCAGGUGGAGGACGACCUGCUGCUGAAGCUCAAGAUCAACUACUACCCGCGGUGCCCGCAGCCGGAGCUGGCCGUGGGCGUGGAGGCGCACACCGACGUGUCCGCGCUCUCCUUCAUCCUCACCAACGGCGUGCCGGGCCUGCAGGUCCUCCGUCCCGGCGACGGCCAGACCUGGGUCACCGCGCGUGACGAGCCGGGCACGCUCGUGGUCCACGUCGGCGACGCGCUGGAGAUCCUCAGCAACGGGCGCUACACCAGCGUGCUCCACCGCGUGCUCGUCAACCGGCAGGCCGUGCGAGUCUCCUGGGUCGUCUUCGCCCAGCCGCCGCCCGACUCCGUGCUGCUGCGCCCGAUGCCGGAGCUCGUCCAAGGGGAUGGCGCCGAGACGCCGCGCUUCGAGCCGCGCACCUUCAGGCAGCAGCUCGAGCGCAAGGUCCUCAAGAAGACGAAUGAUCAACAAGAGGACUAGGUUAAGAAGCAGCCGGUCGCCGCCGGUCGUCAGCGAGGAGGAGCACAUGGUCGUGAAGAAGGAGCAGAGUGAACCAGAAGAGGAGGCCAAGAUUGGAGAGGCACCGCUGACAGCUAACCUAGUAGUAGAAGUUAACUAACUAAAUAAUGAAUUGAUCCAGUUUCUCUCAGAA
Molecule: messenger RNA, 1543 nt
Organism: Triticum urartu
Lineage: Eukaryota; Viridiplantae; Streptophyta; Magnoliopsida; Poales; Poaceae
Source: RefSeq, a predicted model, not a curated record